AGUCACAAAAGUGAAAAUAUUUUAUACAAGAAUUAUUUUAUAUUUAUUUGUACAUGGAAGAAAAGUCAUACUAAGUUUAAGGUUACAGUUUUAUAUAGCUUACAGGUGCUACGAGCAAUAUUACUUGCUCAUAAGUCCAAAUCAUGUACGCAAUAGAAAAGAAAUUCGAGAUCGAAAUGAAACUCAAAAAGGAGAUGAGCAACAUGGCAGAGCUGAAGGCGGCAGCUAGCCGGAGCUCGGCGCUGGCCGGGGACGUGUGCAACGUGCUGGGGGCGUGCGAGCAGCGCUUGCAGCAGCUGGAGACUGCGGUGCUGCCGUUGUAUGGUGAUACGGCACGACUGCAGCAGAUUCAUCACAACAUGGAACGCACAGUGAAAGCCUUGGACCAUGUGAUCACCUACUACAUGGUGUCUCGAGAGCUGGCGGACCUGGUACAGGCUGGCCCGCACACUUCCAAUACUGACACACUCAACAUCUACUUAGAGGCAUUGGAUAAGCUGGCAGAAGCUCAGAACUAUUUCAAUAAGAACAACCCACAGAGUGUCGAACUAGAAAACAUUAAUCAGCUGUACAACACUGGCGUGUUGAAACUGGAGACCGCCUUCGAAGAGCUGUUGAACAGGAACACCCGACCUCUAUCACCAACCACUCUGAUGGACAUGAUUGCUUUGGAAGAAGAUUCGAGCGUGGACAGCGUCAGCGUCUCCGGCUCCGGGCCUAGUUCGUGCGGCGCCGCGCAAGCCAUGGAGACCCUCCGCGCCGCCGCCGCCUGGCUCAGCGCCGCCGGCCGGCCGCCCGUGCAGGCCCUGCUGACUGCCAGGGCUCCCGCGGCGAGGCAAGCCCUUAAUGCCUUUAAGGAUCAUUUGAAGGCGCGGUCUGUGCCACAUGAUCCGAUAAUGAGAGCUAAAAACCUACUGCAACGUUCCGAUAGCACGACAAAGAAAACGAGCAAAAUACAAAAAGUGAUUGAGAAGAGAGCAAGCAAAAUAAUCCAGAGGGCUUCUCAGACACUGGAAAAUUCUACCGGGCUUGCGAUAGGUCCUCGACGGUCUGUCAGCGAGGCUUACACUGAAGAGUCUUAUGAAGCCCUAGAAGAGUGGGAGGCCAUGCUGGCCGGCUCGGUGGCCUGCGCGUUGGCCAAGCUCGCUCGGCACGAGCAGCGCGCGCUCCUGGGCCUCGUGCCGCUGCCCCGGCUGCCGCCCCUGCUGGCGCAGAUACUACACGAGUGCUUCGCCACGCUGCACCAGGAUGUCGAGCGCGCCUGUCAGCGCAGCCGCCGCGCAUGCGCCCGCAGCUCGUGCGGCGCGGCCGCGUGCUGGGCGCUGCUGGCGAGGCUGCAGCGCCUGCAGCCGGACGUGGCGCGCGCGCUGGCCCCCGCCGACCCCACUGUCUACACUAGCAUUGUCAACAACUGUCACAUGCAUUGUCUCAAAUCGCUAGAGGAGUGGGUGUCGGGGCUCCGUAGCGACACGUUCGCGGGCGCCGUGGACGGCACCGUGCACCAGCUCGCCGUCGCCGCGCUCGCGCACUCGCACUCGCUCGCCAAGCACCUGCAGACCAUCGGCCCGGCGCUGGCCACCGAGCCGGCCUACGCGCGCGCCGCCGCCGCGCUGCCCGGCGCGCCCGACCGGAACGCGGCGCUACUCGGCAUUUACGUGCGGAAAGUUCUAGCACAACUCAACUUAGUGCUGAGGAACAAGAGUGAACAGUACCCUGACGCUUUAAAGGCGAUAUUUCUGCUAAAUAACACGCUGUAUUUACUGCAGGGCUUACAGCGCAGUGGGUUGAUCGAGGUGCUAAUGACAGUUGAGCCAGAUUGCGAGGCCACCUACCGGGAUAUGAUACAUGAGUAUAAGAACAACUACCUGCAGAGUUGGAACAAGCUGCUGGCUCACACGGUGCUCGAGGAGGCACCCCCGGCCAAGCUGCGCGACAGAGACAGGCAGAUUCUGAAGGACAAGUUCGCGUCUUUCAACCGCGAAUGGGAGGAGUGCACCAAAGCGCAGCGCAGCUACAGUGUACCCGACCCCGAACUGCGAGAGGCUCUCAAACGGGACAACAAGGAGACCAUACUACCGCCGUACACAAAGUUUUAUGACACCUACGGGGCUCUGCCAUUCUCGAAGAAUCCUGAUAAAUACGUCAAGUACUCUCCCGUACAGAUUGCGACGCAGCUGGAUGGUUACUUCGACGAAGCCGCUUAGUUCCGCUUACAGUAUUCCAUAAUAUUUAUUCCAAUUGUAUUGUAAUAAGUAAAUAAAACGCCUUAUUUAACCAUU
Leguminivora glycinivorella is the source of this 2279-nucleotide messenger RNA. RefSeq names its product exocyst complex component 7 (gene Exo70). The coding region runs from base 144 to 2204 and encodes 686 amino acids. Lineage: Eukaryota; Metazoa; Arthropoda; Insecta; Lepidoptera; Tortricidae. Gene Ontology annotation, cellular component: exocyst. The transcript has 16 exons. Gene Ontology annotation, biological process: exocytosis. Gene Ontology annotation, molecular function: phosphatidylinositol-4,5-bisphosphate binding. The record is from RefSeq and is a predicted model, not a curated record.